UAAAACUAGGUUAGAGUGACAAUUUGACUCAUUUAUAAUCAUCUGGCUGUAUUUAAAGACAAUGGGGCAGAUGCGGGCUCACCUUAUUGUUUUCUGGGCAAGCCAUUUGUUUCUCCUGACAGUUUGUGGAGAGGAUGAAUUAGGCACAUCAAAAGAGUGUGAAGAUGCUCCAUUUGUUCCAGGACACAAUCUUGCUGGAGAGGGAUUUGAUGUUGUGACCAUGGAGCGAAAAGGUUCUUACGUGAUCAACACAGAAAAAUGGGAUCUGGGAAAUGGCACUUGUAAAUUGCGCAAGAACCCGUACUUGAAGGGAAUAAAACAGAAGUUACCAGCUGCUGUUGUGUUCUGGAGGUCUUUACCAAAGUGUUCAAUGAAAGUCUCCAGUAAGAUCUUUGAAUCAAGUGAAUCACUGGUCAAUGAUUCAUCAUCAGCUCUCUCGGUCAGCUGGAAAGUUGGUUUAGAUGUGAAGGCUGCUGGAGCUGCAGUUGGAAGCACCCAUUCCAGGGAAGCAAAAUUUGCAAUGACAAAAUCAAAAGAAGACAAAUACAGUUUCACCAAACAUGAAGUUGGAUGUAACUUUUACAGAUAUGGUUUAUCUCAAAAUCCACCUCUUCAUCACGAGUUUCUUGAAGCAGUCAAAUCACUCCCUUCAUCUUACGAUCCAAACACUUACCGCAGCCUGAUCAACACAUAUGGCACUCACUAUGUUGCACGUGUCAUGUUAGGGGGGAAAAUGAAAGCCAUAACAGCCAUUAAAUCCUGUCAGGCAACAAUUAGUGGGCUUACAGACACUGCAGUGAAAGACUGUUUGGACGUGGAAGCCUCGGGUUCUUACUCCGGAGUAACUGUGAAGGCAGAGACACAUUUUUGUCAAGAAAAGAAAAAGAAAAUGGGCAGCAAUGAAAAGUUUAGCAGCAUGUUUACCGAACGUCAGACAGAGAUUAUUGGAGGGAACAUAAAUGGAGAAGAUCUGCUUUUUUCUGGUUCAUCACACCCAAAUUCCCUUAAAACCUGGCUUGAGUCUUUGAAGACCAUUCCCGACAUAGUGCACUACUCUCUCAAACCCCUCCACUUUUUGCUCAGUGGUAAAAACCCUGCCCGGAAAGGACUUAAGAAAGCUGUGGAAGAAUACAUAAUAGAAAAUGCCCUUAUGAAGGUUUGCUCAGAAUCUUGCCAGAUUGGCAGGAAAUGCAGUGCAAGAGACCGAUGUGCUUGUGUUUGUGAUAGUAGUGAUAUUAUAAAGUCUAACUGCUGUCCAACUGCAAAAGGACUUGCAACCCUGAAAGUCUACAGACUCUGGGCUAAAGAUCUAUAUGGAGAUGUUGGUUCUCAAACAGAUGGUGUUGUAUCAGUCAAAUUUGGCACACAGGAAAAGCGCACUCAGAUUAUUGAUGAUGAUGACAAUCCACAUUGGCCUGAAACAUUUGUGUUUGGUCCUAUUAAGAUCACCAUGGCAAAUAAACUAACAUUCGAAGUAUAUGAUGCAGACAGCUACUGGAACAGUGAUAUACUUGGUACUUGCUCUUUUGACCUUAGAAGUGGAGUUGUGACAGAAGCCUGUGUCUUUAAAUAUGGCACCUUCUUUUUUACCUAUGAAGUGAAAUGUGCUCCCAGUCUAGAGGGCCCUCAGUGUAAUGAAUACAAGGGUUCUCCAAUGGCUGCGCCUCUUGCUGACAUUUACAGCUCAAGAAAUGGUAUUCUGGUUAAAGAUCUGUGGAGGCUUGAAUUAGCUCAAAAUAACUCAAACAAGCUAAGCUUCAAGAGCACUGAUGGAAAGCAGGCGGAGCUGUGAAUUGCAUUUGCAAUUGUGAUCAGACAUGAAAGCAUAAAAAAAUAAGAUAAUGUCACAAAAUAGAGUGGUUUAGUUGCAUUUUCAUUCUUCAUUCAUUUCUGUGUUUGUGAACAUCCAAAACAUUUGCUUUCUUUACCUUUUUUGUAUGUGCUUCAUAUUUAGAUUUUAUUAAAGCAUUC
Messenger RNA from Xyrauchen texanus (razorback sucker), 1971 nucleotides. Its product is annotated as perforin-1-like. Lineage: Eukaryota; Metazoa; Chordata; Actinopteri; Cypriniformes; Catostomidae. The coding region runs from base 62 to 1792 and encodes 576 amino acids. Gene Ontology annotation, cellular component: membrane attack complex. The record is from RefSeq and is a predicted model, not a curated record. Gene Ontology annotation, biological process: immune response. The transcript has 3 exons.